Papaver somniferum (opium poppy) is the source of this 1733-nucleotide messenger RNA. Its product is annotated as UDP-glycosyltransferase 72B3-like. Lineage: Eukaryota; Viridiplantae; Streptophyta; Magnoliopsida; Ranunculales; Papaveraceae. Bases 27 to 1556 code for a protein of 509 amino acids. The transcript has a single exon. Gene Ontology annotation, molecular function: UDP-glycosyltransferase activity. The record is from RefSeq and is a predicted model, not a curated record.
ACGAAGAACUUAACCAACCAUUUUUCAUGGAAAAUACCCAAGAUCGAAAAAAGAUUAACAAUAAUGUUCAAGAGCGUGAUCAUGAUACCCCUCACAUUGCUAUCCUUCCAUGUCCUGGAAUGGGUCAUCUCAUUCCUCAUCUUGAGUUAGCUAAACGUUUAUGCAACUUUCAUGGCAUCCAAGUGACGUUUUUCGUAUACUUAACCGAAGCUUCUGCUGCUCAAUCUCAAUACCUUAGCACACAUCCUCUUCCCAAAUCUCUUCAUGUAUAUCACCUUCCAUCCAGAGACAUUUCUCCUUUCGUAACAGAUUCUACUGAUAUUCAAACUCGUCUCUGUAUAAUCGUUCGUGAAUCUCUUCCUGAUGUUGAAUCCUACAUUGUUAGCUCUCACGAUAAUAAUACUAGUUUCAGACCCGUAAAUGUUCUCAUUGCGGAUUUCUUUGCUACGGGAAGUUUUGAUAUUGCCGACAAAUUGGGCAUACCGAAAUAUAUUUUCUUUUUCCCUGCAGCUGACUUACUCCCCUUCAUGAUAUAUCUGCCCAUACUUGAUAGCCAAGUGCAAGGUGAGUUCGUUGAUCUCAAAGAGCCGAUUGAAGUCCCUGGUUGUAAGCUGCUUCAACCAAGGGACCUAGUUGAUCCGGUCAGGAAUCGCAAGACUGAUGGGUACAACUGGUUCUUACACCAUGCAAGCCGGUUUCCACUGGCUGAUGGAAUUCUUUUGAACACGAGCUAUGAUCUUGAGCCUAAGACUAUUAAAGCAUUGGGAGAAGACCCAAUUUUACGACAACUAGGUACUCCGCGUGUAUAUCCAGUUGGUCCACUUAUUAAGCCAUCAUCGGCAAAAGUAGAAGUGAAAGAUGAGCAUUAUAUGAUCAUGGCAUGGCUUAACCAGCAACCAGAGGAAUCCGUGAUUUUUGUAUCAUUCGGAAGCGGUGGGACAUUAUCAGCUGAGCAGAUGACAGAGUUAGCUUGGGGGUUAGAACUUAGUGGAAAACGGUUCAUAUGGGUCAUUCGGAAACCGGUAGAAGCGGACGCUUCAGCAUCAUUUUUCAGCGUGGGUAACGAAGAAGAGAACAAUCCUGAUGAAUACUUACCUCAUGAGUACCAAAACAGGAUCAAUGGAGUAGGCUUGGUGAUCCCUACGUGGGCACCGCAAAUGGAAAUACUCAGUCACUCGUCAGUAGGUGGGUUUUUAAGUCACUGUGGUUGGAAUUCAGCAUUAGAAAGCCUAUGCAAUGGUGUGCCCAUGAUAGCGUGGCCGUUAUACGCGGAACAACGGAGUAAUGCUGCAAUGCUUGAAGAAGAGAUUGGAGUUGCCGUGAGAGUUAAGAGUGACGAAAAUGGAGUUGUGGGUAGGGAAGAGAUUGGAAGAUUAAUUAGUUUUUUAAUGGAUGAAGGAAAUGAAGACGACACUCAUAAGGUGGGUUUCAAUUUGAGAAGUAAAGCUAAACAACUUCAAAUAUUGAUGAGUGAAGCUAUAAACGAAGGAGAGUCUUCUUACCAUUCACUCUCGGAGGUUGCUGAUGAAUGGAAAGCAAGUACUAGUGUGAUGUAGUACAUCUUUCUAUGUAUCAACUCUUCAUAUUGAUCCAUUGUUUUAGUAUCAACAAUGUUCGUUGAUCCCUCGCAUCAGUAUCGAAUAUGAUUGUUGAUCCCUUUACGUUUGUUUUAGUUUACUUGCUUUGCAGGUCCUUUAGUUUCCUAGUUUACAUAGAAUUCCUAUUCUUUUCUU